Molecule: messenger RNA, 5138 nt
Organism: Conger conger (European conger)
Lineage: Eukaryota; Metazoa; Chordata; Actinopteri; Anguilliformes; Congridae
Product: integrin alpha-6-like
Exons: 26
Coding region: 101-3283 (1060 amino acids)
Biological process (GO): cell adhesion mediated by integrin; integrin-mediated signaling pathway; cell-cell adhesion
Cellular component (GO): integrin complex; external side of plasma membrane
Molecular function (GO): integrin binding
Source: RefSeq, a predicted model, not a curated record
ACGGCACCAUUUAGUUAUACCACCGCGAGCUUCAUUAAAGGCUGAGAAACCCCGAGGAAAGGACGAACCGACGUGAAAGCCGAAAUAAAUCCUCAACGCAAUGGCAUUUUGCGAAGGAACACUUGUUCUUCUGUUGUUCCUCUUUCUCUCCGAGAGAACACAUAUUUCUGCCUUUAAUCUUGAUACAGAGAACGUCAUCAGGAAAGACGGGGAUCGAGAAAGCCUGUUCGGAUUUUCCCUCGCCAUGCACAGACAAGUUAAACCUGUGGACAAGAGAAUACUGUUGAUUGGAGCUCCUCGUGCCAAGGCCCUGCCCAGACAGAAGGCAGAUGUAACUGGAGGCCUGUACAGCUGUGAGGUCACCACCCAGAGCAAUGAUUGCAAGCGUGUAGAUUUCGACAAUGAUGCGGAUCUCAGUAUUGAGAACAAGGAGAACCAGUGGAUGGGGGUGACUGUUCACAGUCAAGGUCCUGGUGGGAAGGUUGUGACCUGUGCCCAUCGCUACCAGAGGCUUCUGUUCGUGAACACACCCCAGGAGUCCCGUGACAUCACAGGACGCUGCUAUGUGCUGAGCGAGGACCUCCGCAUCGACCCCCUAUUGGAAGAGGAAGGCGGAAACUGGAAGUUCUGUGAUGGCCGCACCCGAGGCCAUGAGAUGUUUGGGUCCUGCCAGCAGGGUCUGUCAGCCACCUUUACGAAGGACUACCAUUACGUGGUCUUCGGCGCACCUGGCGCAUACAACUGGAAGGGCAUCGUGCGAGCGGAACAAAAGAACAGCACUCUGUUGGAACAGGAUAUCUUUGAUGACGGACCCUAUGAAGUUGGGGGUGAAAACCGUUUGGACCCAAACCUAGUGCCAGUACCUGCUAACAGUUAUUUGGGUUUCUCUCUGGACACUGGGAAAAGCAUUACUAAGAAGGGCGUCCUGAUUAUCGUGGCUGGGGCUCCUCGUGCCAAUCACAGCGGAGCAGUGGUCUUCCUCAAGAAGGAGGCCGAUCUAUCCACUAUGCUUUCGCCAGAGCAUACUCUCGAAGGGGAGGGCCUGGCAUCUUCCUUCGGCUAUGACCUAGCUGUUGUUGAUCUCAAUGGAGAUGGGUGGCAGGAUCUUGCUGUAGGCGCCCCCCAGUAUUUCAUGAAAGAUGGAGAAGUUGGAGGAGCUGUGUACAUCUACAUCAAUAAGGGUGGGAAGUGGGACACGGUUAAGCCCAUCCGUCUCAACGGAACCAAGGACUCCAUGUUUGGACUGGCAGUCGAGAACAUUGGGGAUAUUAACCAGGACUCGUAUGAAGAUAUUGCUGUUGGAGCCCCUUACGAUGGUGCUGGAGCAGGAAAAGUAUACAUUUACCAUGGCACUGCUGAUGGAAUCAACACCAUGCCAGCACAGGUACUUGAGGGUGAUUCUGAUAUCAAAUUAUUUGGAUACUCUUUGGCUGGGAACAUGGAUCUGGACAGGAACUCCUAUCCUGAUCUUGCCAUCGGGUCACUUUCAGAUGCUGUAUUUCUAUACAGGGCUAAGCCAGUUAUAAACAUUCAGAAAAGUGUCAAAAUCCUGCCAAAGGAAAUUGACCUGACGAAGACCUCUAGCUUGUCAGUGGAAGCCUGCUUUGCCUACACCGCAAACCCAAGUUCCUACAGCCCCAGACUGACUUUGGAAUAUUCAUUUGAGGCGGAGUCUGAGAGGAGGAAGUUGGGCUUGCCCUCCAGAGUCACAUUCCACAAAAAGUCGAGCACGGACCAGGACUACCAGUCCACGGGGACCUUGGAGCUCAAUGGGCAGAACACACAGAAAUGCGUCAAGACUGAACUGAAACUGCAGGACCGUAUCAAGGAUAAGCUACGUGGGAUUCCCAUCGAGGUGUCUGUGGCCAUCCUGAAAGCCAAACGCAGGAAGAGGGCUCUCCCUGAGCUGGUACCCAUCCUCAAUUCCAACCAGCCAAGCAAGACUACCGCUGAGGUCAACUUCUUGAAGGAAGGCUGUGGGACUGACAACAUCUGCCAGAGUAAGUUGGAGCUGCAGUACAAGUUCUGUUCCAGAGAACCCAACCAAGAUGUGUUCCAUCCACUGCUUGUGACGGACGGCGUCCCGAAAAUAUCACUCAGUGACCAGAAGGACAUUGCUCUGGAAAUCACUGUGAAGAAUUAUGGUGGCGAUGAUGCCCAUGAAGCCAAGCUGAUUGUAAUGAUCCCCGAUGCUCUGUCAUACGCUGCCUUUCGCUCACCAACUCCCACGUUGACCUGUGCAGCAAAUAAAAAUGGAUCACAGGCUGAAUGUGAGCUGGGUAAUCCACUCAAGAGCGACUCCGAGGUUACCUUCCACAUAAUAUUGGGUACUGCUGGCAUUUCAUUGAACACCAAGGAAAUUGAGCUCAACCUUCAGCUUGAAACGACCAGUGAACAGAAGAAUCUUGUCCCAGUAAAAGCCAGGGCAAUUGUGGUCAUUGAACUGCUGCUAUCAGUUUCUGGCGUGGCGCGACCAUCACAGGUCUACUUUGGAGGAGAAGUGAAGGGAGAGCGGGCCAUGAAAACAGAAGAUGAAAUUGGCAGUCUGAUUGAAUAUGAAUUCAGGAUUAUUAAUUUAGGCAAGCCACUGAAAUCAUUUGGCAGGGCAGCCCUGAACAUCCAUUGGCCCAAAGAGAAUUCUGCUGAGAAAUGGAUACUCUAUCUUGUGAAGAUUAACACCAGUGGGCUGGAUGAAAUCCCCUGCUCCCCUGAAAGAGAAAUCGGCCCACUCAGCCACAUCAAGGAAUCCAGUGCAACACGGAGAAAACGUGAGGUUGAGAGGAAAUCCUCUGACGAAGGAAAAAUAUCCCUCCUAACAGACAAAAGAAAAUACAAAACUCUGACAUGCGAUGAGGCAAAAUGUGUGCAGAUCAAGUGCCCCCUGCAGGGGAUGGACAGUAAUGCUGUCAUUCUUUUGAGGGCACGACUGUGGAAUGCCACCUUCAUUGAGGACUAUGCUAAGUUGAACUACCUUGACAUCAUUGUGAAAGCUUCACUCAGUCUUGAUGCCUCCACGAACAACAUGGUUCUAAGAGAUACUGAAACCCAGGUCAGGGUGACCGUGUUCCCAGAGAAGUCUGCCGCUCAGCAGAGUGGAGUUCCCUGGUGGAUCAUCCUCGUGGCAAUCCUAGCAGGCAUCCUUAUGCUGGCACUGCUGGUGUUUCUGCUCUGGAAGUGCGGUUUCUUCAAGAGAGACAAAAAAAACAAGUAUGAUGCUUCGUAUCACAAGGCUGAGAUCCAUGUUCAACCGUCUGACAAAGAGAGACUCACUGCUGAUGCGUAGUGCUGGACUCCUGUGCUCAGUCCCCUGGUGUGGAUUUUUCAAGCGUUCAAAGUAUGAGGACAGCAUUCCGAGAUACCAUGCUGUACGAAUAAAAAAGGAAGAACGGCAGUUUAAGGAUGGAAUGACCAAACUUGACACCCUUGAGAAAAAACAAUGGAUGACUACAUGGAAUGAGAACGAAAGCUACUCUUAAGAGCUGGCUGUUGCAAUUUUUUUGUUGCUGGAAGCAAUUUGACCACCUUCUUGUCUUAAUCUUAAUCUCCAGAACCAUAUUCUAGUAUGCUGAAACAGACUGCACGGGACAUUUAAUAAAAAGAAAAAAUUUAAUAUUUUCACCGCAACAUGUUUUGUCAUCAAAGACACUUUGUGCCAUAACAUUUUGCUUUCUGUAUAGGAAUAACUCAAAGCUUAACUUAACUGUUUUUUAUUUUUAUUUUUUUAUAUAUAUAUAUAUAUAUAUAUAUAUAUAUAUAUAUAUAUAUAUAUAUAUAUAUAUAUAUAUAUAUAUAUAUAUAUAUAUAUAUAUAUAUAUAUAUAUAUAUAUAUAUAUAUAUAUAUAUAUAUAUAUAGUGAGUCUGCAGCUUUCAUGCAGAGUUAUCGCAUGGUUUUUCAUUUGUAAUUGCACUCCUGAAUUCUCUUGUGUGGUCCAUGAUCUCAUAUUCGUCUUUGUCUCACUGAACUCCAACUCCUUCUGGAUUUUUUGAUGUAAACGCUUGAACAUUUUGUACGUGUUGUAUAUACUUCAAUAUUUGUAGUAUAGUGUGUAUUUAUUUUUCCCAUAGACUGUUGAUGAUUCUGAUAUUCAUAGGCCAAAGAUUAUUUCUUGUUCUUUCAAAAAUAUAAAUAUUAUCAGGUGAUGAAUGGCAUGUUGGCAAUGUUAAUGCAGAGCAGGUUGGGCUGGUGCUCCAGAGGAUUCAUUGUGUUGCAUCUGAAAGUUUUUAGUUUUUAUAAAAGACUGCAAAAACAUUGCUCAUCUCAAUCAAUCAUCCAUUUUAGACAACCCAUGUAUUGCCAAGUAUGUCUCUUUAAAUAAUGGACUAUUACUUCUCAAUUAGUGAUUAAUAGCAGAGUGCGUACAUUAUGUGAGUGCUAUUGCCAAUAGCAGUGUUGAGUGCGCUGUUGCAAAUGCGAGCCUGCUGACUACAGUUAAGUUUUUAAACCUAGCAGUGCCACAUAAGAUUCACCUCUAUACAUUUGCAGUUUGAGAUCAAAAAAAAAAAGUAUGUUAAAUACUUUGAUGCUCCAUAGUAAUCUGAAAAACAGAUAAAUUGAGAUGGUAGAUGAUUCCUAACCAUAAAAGGGAAUUACUGAAUAGUAACCAUUGAUGAAAUAAUUUUCCCUACCCUCUCUUGUACCUCCGAAUGCAUUUUGUUUUGCAUUACAAAAUCAAACUGAAAGCAAAACGGCUGUGUACGCAUUAAUUUUUUAUUUUUUUCAAUGCUGAUGCAUUUUCAAGUACAUUUUAACUUUUUUUUUAAUGCAACUUUUAAAAGUCUUUUGUAACCGCUUCUGGUUGUGUGCAUGCAUCUUGCAAAGUAUUUCAAAAUGACAUCUGUGACACCAGCUGUACAAACAUCUUGUGCACUUAAACAGUGGGUAAAGUGAAGGGUAUUUUCAAAGAUGAUAUUUUAAAAGCGAAAGCUACAUGGCUAUUGACAAUGAGAACCCCUUACAGUAAUUGAUUUCUGCUACCAAGAGAGAAGCUGAUAAAACAACUGCUUCCUAGUCUAUUUCUGUGUAUGUGCAAUGCAUUUUCUAAAAAAAAAAAAAUGCAAUUAAGUCUGAUCACUGGCUCUAACUCCUUUUUAUAUUACAUGUGGAUAUAAAAAAAUAAAAAUAAAGAGGGGGAAAAAUG